UUUGCUCUCUGGCUGGUGUUGUGUGGAGAGACAGGCCACCCAUUCGUUUCCUCCCCCCAAACUGUCCACACACAGCCCCUGCUGCCGCUUCCAACGUCUGUCAACCUUUACCUCAGAUCCCUGAAUUGAUUGAUAAUGCUCGUAAUGUGGUGCAGUAGAACAGCGCUCGGCAGACUGCAGAGAAUCGCCCCGUGUACCGUCACCGGAUUUCAUCGCGCAAUGUCCACGUUACCGAAAGUGUAUGUCACGCGCAAGGUGCCGCCGGACGGGCUGGACAUUCUCCGCAAAUCCGGACAGGUGCAGUUUGAGAUGUGGGACUCUGAUGACCCUGUGCCCCGAGUGGAGCUGCUGAAAAAGGUCAAAGGUUGCGAAGGAAUACUGUGUGUGCUCACAGAGAAGAUUGACGCACAACUGUUGAAUGCUGCAGGUCCAAAUCUAAAAGUCGUCAGCACUAUGUCAGUGGGCUUUGAUCAUCUUUCUCUGGAUGAGCUCAAGAAAAGGGGAAUCCGUGUAGGAUAUACUCCGGAUGUUCUGACUGAUUGUGUUGCUGAAUUGACAGUUGCCCUGUUACUCGCUACGUCCAGAAGACUCAUUGAGGCCACACAUGAGGCUAAAACAGGUGGCUGGGGAACAUGGAGAACUUUAUGGCUGUGUGGUCAUGAACUAGCAAACAGCACAGUUGGCAUCUUGGGACUUGGGAGGAUUGGUGUGGCUAUCGCCGAGCGUCUGAAGCCGUUUAAGGUGAAAAAGUUCAUCUACACAGAUGUGGCGCCGAGACCUGAGCUCGCAAAUAUGAUAGAGGCCGAAUAUGUCUCUUUAGAUGAGUUGGCCAAACAGUCUGAUUUCCUGGCCAUAUGCUGUGCUCUGACUCCAGAGACUCAUGGCAUCUGCAAUUGGAAUCUCUUCUCCAAGAUGAAGAAAAAUGCCAUCUUCAUCAACACAAGCAGAGGAGGAGUGGUUAAUCAGGAGGAUCUGUAUGAAGCCCUGUCUACUGGUCUGAUCGCUGGAGCCGGGCUGGAUGUCACCACACCUGAACCGCUGCCCACACACCAUCCUCUUUACACACUCAAAAACUGCGUGAUUCUUCCCCACAUUGCCAGUGCUUCCUACAUGACACGGAACUCCAUGUCUGCUCUUGCCGCCAACAACCUGCUGGCUGGACUCAGAGGAGAACCCAUGCCUAAAGAACUCAAGCUGUAGAACUAGACAACCAAAUUGAAAAUUCAGAA
Molecule: messenger RNA, 1229 nt
Organism: Sinocyclocheilus anshuiensis
Lineage: Eukaryota; Metazoa; Chordata; Actinopteri; Cypriniformes; Cyprinidae
Gene: grhprb
Product: glyoxylate reductase/hydroxypyruvate reductase b
Exons: 9
Coding region: 136-1200 (354 amino acids)
Cellular component (GO): cytosol
Molecular function (GO): glyoxylate reductase (NADPH) activity; NAD binding; hydroxypyruvate reductase (NADH) activity
Source: RefSeq, a predicted model, not a curated record